AAUUGUUCAACGGCGCAGACAUCAUCGAACAUCAACAACAACAUUAAAGCCGACGACGUGACAAUUGUAAAUGAACCAUUAACCACUUACUAUAACUCAUUUUUCGGUUUAGUUCGAGUGUUUCUAUUUACAUUAAAGUGAAGUUCAGUUCCAUAUAUUGCCGUAAUGGCUGCAAGGGCCGCCCUGAGGCUGCGACAGGUGCUGAAGACGCCGCCGUCGGAAUGUCGGGCCUUAGGAGGAGGAGGAGGAGGAGGCCUAAGGUUCCUGUCGCCCUGGUGGUCGAGUCGGUCGUACUGUUCCGCCGUCAAUAUUUAUAAUGAAAAAGACCCGGCACCUUAUUUCUUCGAUGAAAGAGUGCAGGAUGUAUUGAAGAAAUUAACUGGAGAAGAUUUGAACAAAGUGUUCAGGACAAGAUUGUUGGAGAAGAGGUUAAAUGUGCCACAAUACCAAUUCAUGACAACAGAAGAACUGGAGGCGUAUAUGGCACAGGCAAGAGAAAAGGCCAGUAAACUUCUCCAGAUGCCUCCAGUUUUGAAGGAGAGAGAACCAAUUGAUGAAGUACUUUCAAGUGACCCAGCUAUAUCAGGGUACGACACCGCAAAAUUCAUUUUUACCGACAUCACUUUUGGAAUGUCGGAUAGAAAACGUGUUGUUGUUGUGCGUGAGCCAGAUGGGACCCUAAGGAAAGCAUCAUGGGAAGAGAGAGAACGUAUGAAUCAGAUCUAUAACCCCCGCCCAGGCCGACAGCUACAUAAACCUGUAAUGUUUGAAGAUGAAUAUUUAAAGGAUGUAUUAUCACAAGAGAAGUAUGAGUUCAUACUGGAGCGAGCGUGUGCCCAGUUUGACCCAGAUGAUCCCACUUACCAGAGAGCAUGCAGCAUGACAUACGAUGCUGUUGAUGAAAAACGCAAGUAUGAUGCACUGCAUUCUACGCGGCAUUAUGGUCCCAUGUGCUUCUAUCUAGCAUGGCACAAAAAAAUGGACAAUUUGUUAAUCAAGUUUAUACAAGAGGAAAAAUUGCCGGACUGUGUAAGGUUGAUUCAGCUUUACCAUCACAUCCACAAAGACAGUGAAUCAGCUUUUCAAAAUAUUCCUCCAAAUGAACAAAUGAGUUUUGUUAAGACAUACACAGAGGAAGAAUCGUUGCGUCGACCACAGCUGCAGCUUGCAAUCCAGCAGUAUGAAGAUCUGCUUAAUGAGCGACAGGAAUACAAAGAAAGCGUACAGAAGUCACACGGGCUAUAGCUUGUCUUAAUGUACGACGAUAUACUUGUCCAUCAUAUAAACGUUUGCUAAAACUGAUUUUUUUUUACUUGAAAUGUAAAUAUAUGAAUGUAGACUAUAGUAAAUAGAAAUUUCUUAUCCUUUUAAGAUUAAGGUUUGUUCAGGUCUGUUUGUAAUAUUUUCUUUUGGUGUGUUCUUAGGAAUCACAAGCCUUCAAAAUUCGUACUUCAAUAUUUGAUUAGGUUGAGCAAGUGUUGUGAUGGAUAACAGCUGGAACAGAAGUUUGCAUGAUAAAUUGUUUGGGUAUAUCUCCAGCAACUUCCAUAGAAUUGAAUCAGAUUCAGCAAGAAAAUGAGCAGUGUAUAGGUCAAAAUAGACAAUCAUGCAAGCACUGUAUGCUGGAUAUGGUCAAAUUUUGACAUUGACCUGAUUAGGCUUGCAAAGCAAAAUUAAAACAAUUGAUUAAAGACUAAGAAACUCUAUAACUGGACUAUACAGAAUGACCCAGUUGGUCCCAGUGCCUGGUCUUUAGCCUGAAGCUUGCACUUUUUAUAUAAACAAGAUUAUGGUUGUUUUGUUGACACUGAUUUAUCAUAAAGUUUUUUAUUUUUGUGUCUGGUACGUGGAAUAAGUAGAGGAUAGAGUGCAUGUAAAAUGCAGAUGGCCUGAACUGUAGUUGAUAUGUUAAUUUUGUUUGCGAUUAACAUCAUUCAUCGUGAGCCCACUGACUUGAAAAGUAGAAUGUAAAGUAUUGUCAAGAACUUGGACAUCAGUUGUAAGAAAUUUGCUUGAUUGUGCUUCAACAAUUCAGCAAGUGUGUAGUGCCUCAGUGUCAUGAUCGGUAUGCUCUUGACUUGCCACCUCGGUGGCCGUGAGUUCGAUUCUCGGGAAUUCCUUUGAGGUGUUAGAGAUGUUAUUUCUGGUGAUAGAGGUUCACUCUUGGCGUGGUUUGGAAAUCAUGUAAAGCCGUUGGUCCCGUUGCUGAAUAACCACUGGUUUCAUGCAAUGUAAAAACACCCUACAAACAAAACAAAAACAAUUCGUCAAGUGUGGGUGGCAUGUUGUAUGUGACAUGAUAUUUUUUUUUAUUAGAAAUUUUUCAUGUUCUGAUUCAUAAAAUGUGCUAAACCCAAGCAAUAAAAUACUAUGGCAAUAGGGUUAAUGCUGCACUUCACCCCUAGAUUAUUAUCAGCAUAUACAUUGUAUCUUAGUUUUCCUUUAAACGGGUUAGAAAUAAAGUUAAUUCUCUCCAGUUUUUCAUGUGAUCUUUCUGUCUUGAGUUUCCAUCAGAUAUUGGUCUUCAUCUAUUGUUAUUUCCAUUAACCUGGACUAUUCAGGUUUUCAUCCUGCUACUUUCAUAUCUACUGCUUUUCAGACCAGUUGUUCCUCAACUGUGUCAUCAUUCUGCACGUUUGUAAUUGAGACAAUUUUGGUAUCACACACACACACACACUGAGGAGGCCUAGUUUGUGGCAUAUAUAUACAUAUAUUGAAAUAAUUUCAAAAGAUUUGUAGAGACAAAACUUACUUGUCUUUGGGAGAUAGUGUGGGACUUGCCCAUCGUGAAGGAGUUCUGUAUGAUUUAACUGUGGCUGUGUCCGUUUUCAGAAGCUGUUCACCACUGUUUGUCAACCCUAAUAAUUUUGUUAAAGCAUAAGUAAUUAGAAGAGUCCUUAUCUGUGGAGUAUAAAAAUGAUCUUGGGAGCAAAAAUGAUAUGAAACUUAAAAUUUCAUGAACUGGUUUUGUUUGUUUCAUGGUGAACUUAG
Molecule: messenger RNA, 2991 nt
Organism: Macrobrachium nipponense
Lineage: Eukaryota; Metazoa; Arthropoda; Malacostraca; Decapoda; Palaemonidae
Gene: mRpS22
Product: small ribosomal subunit protein mS22-like
Exons: 7
Coding region: 166-1245 (359 amino acids)
Cellular component (GO): mitochondrial small ribosomal subunit
Molecular function (GO): structural constituent of ribosome
Source: RefSeq, a predicted model, not a curated record